AUGCCUUUAAGACUGGACGUUAAAAGAAAGCUGUUGGCACGUUCAGAUCGUGUCAAAUGUGUGGAUUUGCAUCCCAGUGAAACGUGGAUGCUAGUUUCAUUGUAUAAUGGUAAUGUGCACAUAUGGAACUAUGAAAAUCAACAGCUUGUUAAAUCAUUUGAAGUAUGUGAUGCGCCGGUACGUUGUGCAAAAUUUGUGGCUCGUAAGAAUUGGGUGGUGACUGGCUCGGACGAUAUGAACGUACGAGUGUUCAAUUACAAUACACUCGAACGGGUGCAUCAGUUUGAGGCGCAUUCGGAUUAUUUACGUUCAAUCGCCGUUCAUCCAAAAGAACCGUUCAUUUUGACGUCGUCGGAUGAUAUGCAAAUUAAACUAUGGGAUUGGGAUAACAAAUGGACAAUGAAACAGGCUUUCGAGGGUCAUACGCAUUAUGUGAUGCAGUUAGUGAUAAAUCCGAAAGACAAUAACACGUUUGCAACGGCCUCGCUGGAUCGAACCGUGAAAGUGUGGCAAUUCGGUAGUAGUUCUGCGAAUUUCACACUAGAAGGCCACGAGAAAGGUGUGAAUUGUGUGGAUUAUUAUCAUGGUGGCGAUAAGCCUUAUUUGAUCUCGGGUGCAGAUGAUCGACUUGUGAAAAUUUGGGAUUAUCAAAAUAAGACUUGUGUGGCAACACUCGACGGUCAUGCACAAAACGUUUCGGCGGUUUGUUUCCAUCCCGAAUUACCAGUAAUUAUCACAGGCUCAGAGGAUUCAACGGUCAGAUUAUGGCAUUCAAGCACAUAUAGGCAAGCACUUUUAUUAGCUUUUGCACUGCUUGAAACAACGUUAAAUUACGGUUUGGAACGUGUUUGGUGUAUUCACGCAUUGAAAGGGUCGAAUACGAUCGCUAUUGGUUACGACGAAGGUGCAGUAACAGUGAAGUUGGGUCGUGAGGAGCCUGCGGUUAGCAUGGAUGGAAGUGGGAAAAUACUCUGGGCGAAGCAUUCGGAAAUGCAGCAGGCAAAUUUGAAAACGAUUGAUUCAAGCAUUCUUGAGAAUGCACGAGAUGGUGAACGUCUGUCGCUAUCAGUGAAAGAUAUGGGUUCAUGUGAGAUCUAUCCACAAACGUUGGCACAUAAUUCAAAUGGACGUUUCGUGGUGGCUUGUGGUGAUGGUGAGUAUAUUGUCUAUACGGCAAUGGCGUUGCGUAAUAAGGCAUUCGGCCCUGGUUUGGAAUUUGUUUGGAGUUCAGAUCCUAACGAGUAUGCGGUCCGUGAGUCAGCCACUUCAGUGAAGCUUUACAAAAAUUUCAAGGAAUCGUGCACACUGCGUCCAGAUAUCGCUAUGGAAGGUAUAGAAGGAGGUCCAUUAGUGGCAGCUCGUGGUGCAUCCUCACUGUGUUUCUACGACUGGGAAUCGGGCUCAUUGGUGAGACGUAUUGAGAUUGCUGCAAAACACGUCUAUUGGUCGGAUAAUGGUGAAAUGGUUGCAAUAACGGGCGAGGAUUCGUUUUAUAUUCUGAAAUAUAAUCGCAACGCGGUCGAACAGGCAAAUCGAGAGGACAUAACGGCUGAUGGAAUUGAGGAUGCCUUCGAAGUUUGUGCUGAACAACAAGAGAACGUUAAAACGGCGAUAUGGGUCGGCGAUUGUUUCAUAUUCACGACGAAUUUGAAACGUCUGAAUUAUUAUGUCGGCGGUGAAAUUGUGACAAUCGCUCAUUUGGAUAGACCACUUUAUUUGUUGGGUUAUAUGCCAAAAGAAAGUCGAUUGUAUCUGUGUGACAAAGAUCAUAAUUUCGUGUCGUAUCGUUUACUGUUAUCGGUCCUUGAAUAUCAAACGGCUGUGAUGCGACGAGACUUUGAUACGGCUGAUAAGGUAUUGCCGACAAUACCACGUGAUCAACGCACACGAGUGGCUCAUUUUCUGGAGAAGCAAGGCUUUAAAAAGCAGGCGUUGGCGGUGAGUCAAGAUGCAGAGCAUCGUUUCGAGUUGGCGCUCUCUUUGGGCGAGUUAAAGUUGGCUUAUGAAUUAGCCAUCGUCGCCGAUAGUGAGGAAAAAUGGAGUCAACUAUCUCAAGCGGCCACACUCAAAAGUGAACUCAUGUUAGCCGCACAGUGCCUGGCACGAGCACGUGAUUUUGGUGGCCUUCUACUAUUGGCCACGUCAGCUGGUUCAGCACCGUUGUUGUCGAAAUUGGCAGAUGAUUCGCUGUCGCAAUCAAAGAAUAACGUUGCAUUCCUAUCGUAUUUCUUGUUGGGUGAUGUAAACAAGUGCCUUGACGUGCUCAUCAGCACCCAACGUCUCCCUGAGGCUGCCUUCUUCGCUAGAACUUAUUGUCCUAGUCAGGUGAAUCGUGUGAUUUCUUUGUGGAAAGAAAAGUCGUCGAAUGGUCUUCUCUUAGGACAAAAGAAUGUUGGUGAAAGUUUGGCCGAUCCACAAACGUACGAGAAUCUUUUCCCGGGCUUCGCGGAGUCGUUGAAGGCCGAACAGUUCUUGAAACAGCUCUCACAACUGCCAAUUCCAGCAUCUGCACAAGCACCAACCAAUGCGCAACGCAACAUUUUAGAGGAAAUGGCUGAGGCCGAAAAAUCUGGUCGGAUUUUGAUUUGGUCGAUUCGUUGUGCAUUAAGAUUCGAUGAGAAUGGAAUGGCGUUGUUGAAUGGUGAAGUAAAGGGGCAGAUGACUGCGAAUAAUCAUGUUUAUAAUAUGCAUAAUGGUGAACAUCAACAAGUGUUGCUGCAGCAACAGCGUGAUAGUGACAAUAAUGAUGAGGAAGAUUUUAAUUCGUUGCGGGUCACUUAUGGAACUGUGAGUGAUAAUGCGAUUAGCAGUACGAUAGCGACCGAUACCACCACGUCGCGAUCUAACGAUUCUGCGUACGUUUCGUCGACAACUGAAUCGUCGGGACCAGUCAUUAGACCGCUAAUUCCAGUCUCAGAUGUGUCGUCGACGGGUCGUUCGCUCUCACCACCACCCUCACAGAAUCCGUUGUCAGUGGUCGAUUCGGCCGUUUCGGAUCUGUCGUCACUUCUGACGUCGAACACAUACGAUUCAACGCAUUCAGAUGGAUCCACAUUCACAACCACCGCGUCGACAACGUCUGCAGAUCAUUCAGCGAGCAUCAGACUUCAGCAACAGAGACGUUUGCAGCGUGCUGAUCGUGAUCUGGAUCAGCAUGUUGCGGUUGAAGAUGAUAUGGAUGGUGGUAGUGGUACUGCGAUGAGUCGACCACAGACGGCUGUGACUGCAGCUGCAAGAGGAGUGCAGAGUGGUGAAGAUGAUGGUGAUUUAUUGUUGGAUUUAGGUGGUGCUGAGAAUAACGGUGUUGCUAGUAAGUCAAAAGAAGCUCAACAACACAAGCACGAGCCAUCUGUUCAGCAAAUAAGAAUCGCACACUCACAGCAACAAGCGCUACGAACGACCAUGGAUCCAGACUUACUGGCAGCUAAUCAGCAAGAACGCACUCGACCUGACAUCGUACCAUCAUCUGGAGGACCUGACGUGGUCGGUCGUGCUGAUUCAUCACACCCUCAGGUAGUGCAAGAUGCCGAAAGUGGGAUACAGUGGAGUGAUGAUGAGGGUGAACUGAAUCUUGAUGAUGCGGAUAUAAAUCUAGAGGAUUUGAAAUUGGAGGAUGAAGACUGA
This is a messenger RNA of Anisakis simplex (herring worm), 3624 nucleotides long. NCBI's taxonomy places the organism in Eukaryota, Metazoa, Nematoda, Chromadorea, Rhabditida, Anisakidae. The record is from the annotation of a GenBank genome assembly.